GAGCCUUUGCACCCGGGCCCUCAUCCUCUGGGUUUAAAAUGAGCCCUGGGCUCCAAGGUACCAGGCACGCUUUCCAAGACUUCAAGAGCAUCUUCUGCACUGCUUUCUUGGACCUUGACCUCACUUCAUUUGGAAAUGGACCCCAACUGCUCCUGCUCCACUGCUGGUUCCUGCAGCUGUGCUGGCUCCUGCAAGUGCAAGGACUGCAAAUGCACCUCCUGCAAGAAAAGUUGCUGCUCCUGCUGCCCUGUGGGCUGUGCCAAGUGUGCCCAGGGCUGUAUAUGCAAGGGGGCAUCCAGCAAGUGUAGCUGCUGUGCCUAAAGCUGGGACAGGGAGGGGAGCCUGCUCAAAGGUGUUAUUAGAGCGUUGUAUGGAGAACGACAUUUAAUUUUUCUCAUACUUCCCCAAUCUGUUUGCUACAGUCUGUUUUCUUUUGUACAUUUGAAUGACAAUAAACUCCUCUAGUUAAUUUUGA
Molecule: messenger RNA, 475 nt
Organism: Erinaceus europaeus (western European hedgehog)
Lineage: Eukaryota; Metazoa; Chordata; Mammalia; Eulipotyphla; Erinaceidae
Product: metallothionein-1E
Exons: 3
Coding region: 136-321 (61 amino acids)
Molecular function (GO): metal ion binding
Source: RefSeq, a predicted model, not a curated record